Molecule: messenger RNA, 875 nt
Organism: Pocillopora damicornis (cauliflower coral)
Lineage: Eukaryota; Metazoa; Cnidaria; Anthozoa; Scleractinia; Pocilloporidae
Molecular function (GO): extracellular matrix structural constituent; oligosaccharide binding
Source: RefSeq, a predicted model, not a curated record
UUGCCACCAUGGUGUGUUUUGCUAUCGGGUGCCAUCAGUCAUCAUGUGGCACCUUUGAAACGCACCAGUACGUGUUCAGGAUUGGCCAGUAUGACUGCGAAUGCGAGCCAUUUAGAGCUGGUCAGAUGAAGUUUGUUGAAGGGAAGGUAUACGUGUGUGAUGGUACUGAGUGGAAAGCCCUGCAGUACGAAGCACCAUUAGGUUCCAGAAGUGACCCCGGAUUUUCGUGCAAAGACAUCAAGGCUCACUUGAAGGACGCGACUAAUGGCAUUUAUUGGAUCACCUUGACGGACAGCAAAGACUCUUUCCCAGUUUACUGUGACAUGGACGCCGGAGGCUGGACCAUGGUGUUUAAAGCUGUUAGUGGAAUCCAUAAAAAAGUGUAUCCUACUUUCAACUCGCCUCACACAUCCUCUGAGAAAGUCAUGGCCGCUCUCGACGUCACGAACAAACACAAAGACCACUACAAGAACAGAAUAGUGUUGAACUGGGCUGACUUCCACGCUUCUGAGGCAAGAGUUGUCCUAUACACUGGAGGAAAAAUCGUGAAGGAAGUAAAGUUAAACGCGAGGGGAUCAGACAAAUUGAAUUGGUUUGCGACUCCCAGACUGAUCGACAGCUCCUGGAGUGACAUGAAAUCCCAACCAAAGAACGUAUUUUCUAUUCCCGGGCUGCACAAUCGCAACUUCUUCAUCAACAGAAACUACGGCGGAUGUCCUCGGGAUGCCGGAUGGAUGACGAUCACGGGUCAGGAUUGCGAUUGGGAGAGGCGCUUCAAUCCUCGACAAAAUGUCAUCAUCUAUAGCAAACUGCAGGGAUACACCAACUGGAACCACUACGGGAAUGUCGCAGAAGCUGAUGUGUUGGUGGUUUAU